Molecule: messenger RNA, 707 nt
Organism: Dendronephthya gigantea
Lineage: Eukaryota; Metazoa; Cnidaria; Anthozoa; Malacalcyonacea; Nephtheidae
Exons: 3
Coding region: 12-707 (231 amino acids)
Source: RefSeq, a predicted model, not a curated record
UGGCUUACGAAAUGGCGAGUGAGCUGAAAAGAAAUGGUGAAACUGUUGCAAUGGUGUUCAUGGUGGAUACGUUCGCAUGGCACCCUAAAGCCCUAACAAACGGUAAAGAAUUGAUGCGAAAGACCACCGAGUUAACCUUAAAGUCAACGGAAAAAUAUGUGACAAGACGACUGCUCGAAAAAAUUGCUUUCGUCGAAAUGGGUAAGAGUAAACAUGACGUCAAUGAUUAUUACGAGGAAUUGCAACAUCAGGAAAAGGUUAUUGAUGUUUUGGAGGAUGAAGCUGCUGAAAAGAAUAUUGUGCUUCGUUUGAAAGAAAGAAUUGAGACAACUAAGUACGAAGUCAGAUCUGCUGCUGAAGCUCAUUUAGAUUGGCAGCCUUCUAAGGUAUCCUAUGACGGGGUAUUGACAUUCGUUUGCUGUGACGAAACUAAGUCAUUCUCUCUUAGCAAGCCAGAGAUAUGGAAAACGUUAGUUGAGAGAAUGGAUUUCCUUUACGCCCCUGGAAGUCAUCUAAAAGUACGAGAUGGAGCUAGUGGAGAAACGUGUGGAUCCAUGAUAAUGACAACAGCAGCAAUGAGCUACCUUUCCAAAUCUCUACACCACAAUUUCCAGGCUGUAAGAACAAGGCGUGAAGAGAAAUUGGUGGAAUUUCUAAAGCAAGGAAUUGUUAUCUGGAUGCUUUCAAGUAAGCAAAAUAUUAAGUAA